GCUGCGCGGCCUCGCAGCCACACUCCGUGGGAACCGGCGCUGGCCCUGCCGGCCCCUCCGACCUCUCCCGCCCGGCGCCCAGCGCGGCCACCUGCAUCCAGCAUCCAGCAUGCUGGGAGGAGAGACACUCGAGAUCCUGGUGGGGACGGAAGGGGACAGCCUCCCGCUGAUGGACAUCAAUGCUAGCGAGACCGAGGCCUCUGAGCUGUGGGACUAUGUCCUUGUGGCUGAUCGUUGCACCCAGAGAAACCCCAGGCAGGUCCAGCGGCGGCAGCAGUUCCUGGAAGAGCUUGAGAGGAAGGGCUUCUGCUACAAGGUGAGGGAGGACCAGGAGAAGGUGUUCUUUGGGAUCCGAGCUGACAACGGGAUCUUUGACCGGUACUGCAGACUUCUUGUGCAGCCCGAGGAUACUGCCCCCAGAGGGGAGCUGGCCAGGCUAACUUCCAUCCCAGCCACCACCAGAAUCCGAAUUGUCAACUUUGUCCUGAAUAGCAAGACGGCAGCCGGUGACAGGCUCCAGGACUUGGUGAAGGAUGGGGUCUUUGAGGCCGGGUUCCCCCUGCACAAGGGGGAGGAAGACCUGAAGAAGAAAUGGGCCCGGUGGAGGACCAUGUUCCAGGAGCAGCCCGUGGGCGACAUCAGGAACUACUUCGGUGAGAAGGUGGCCCUGUACUUCGCCUGGCUUGGCUGGUACACCUACAUGCUGGUGCCCGCCGCGCUGGUGGGCCUCGUUGUCUUCCUCAGCGGGUUUGCGCAUUUCGAAGCCAGCCAGAUCAGCAGGGAGAUCUGCGCGGCCCACGACAUCUACAUAUGCCCCCGCAGCGACCACAACCCCACGUACCACCGGCUUUCAGAAACCUGCGCCUUUGCUAAGCUCACCCACCUCUUUGACAACGAGGGCACCGUGCUGUUCGCCAUCUUCAUGGCGCUGUGGGCCACCGUGUUCCUGGAGUUGUGGAAGCGGGAGCGCGCCUGCGUGGUCCUGCAGUGGGACCUGUACGGGUGGGAUGAGGACGAGGAGGACAUGGCCCUGGGGCUCACCGACAGCCCCGACUACCAGCUGCGGCUGCACCAGCACUCCUACCUCCGGAGCGCCGUGGUCUUCCUCCUGUCUCUGCUGAUGAUCUGCUUCAUGAUUGGCAUGGCCCACCUCCUGGUGGUCUCCCGCGUCGUGGCCUCUGCCCUCUUCAGCUCGGCCUUGCCCUUCCUGGGGGAGCGGGUGACCACGGCCGUGGUGGUGACCGGGGCCCUGGUUCACUAUGUGAGCAUCCUCAUCAUGACCAAGAUCAACAAAUGUGUGGCCCUGAAGCUUUGUGACUUUGAGAAGCCCAGGACCUUCUCAGAGCGAGAGAGGACGUUCACCCUCAGGUUCUUCAUCCUGCAAUUCUUUGCCCACUUCUCCUCCCUUAUCUACAUCGCCUUCAUCCUGGGCAGGAUCAAUGGUCACCCGGGGAAGUCUGUGCGCCUGGCAGGGCUGUGGAAGCUGGAGGAGUGCCAUCUCAGCGGCUGCAUGAUGGACCUGUUCGUGCAAAUGGCCACCAUCAUGGGUCUGAAACAGACGCUCAGCAACUGCAUGGAGUACCUGCGCCCGUGGCUGGCCCACAAAUGUCGCUCGAUGCGGGCCAUGUCCCAGGACCCCGAGCUGAGGCACUGGCAGCACAACUACCGCCUGAACCCGGUCAACACUUUCAGCCUGUUCGACGAGUUCAUGGAGAUGAUGAUCCAGUACGGCUUCACCACGAUCUUCGUGGCUGCCUUCCCACUCGCCCCACUGCUCGCACUCUUCAGCAAUCUCGUGGAGAUCCGCCUGGACGCCAUCAAGAUGGUCCGGCUGCAGCGGCGCCUGGUGCCACGCAAGGCCAAGGACAUCGGGACCUGGCUGCAGGUGCUGGAGAUCAUCGGUGUGCUGGCAGUCAUUGCCAACGGGAUGGUCAUCGCCUUCACAUCUGAGUUCAUCCCCCGAGUGGUGUACAAGUACCGCUAUGGCCCGUGCCGGCAGGGGGCCCACCCUGCAGUCGACUGCCUCACGGGCUACGUCAACCACAGCCUAUCCGUGUUCUACACCAAGGACUUCCAGGACCCUGUCAAAAUAGAAGGCUCGGAGAACGUGACCGAGUGCAGGUACCGAGACUACGGCACCACUCAGAACUCCAGCUUCACUGAGCAGUCCUGGUUUCUCCUGGCCAUCCGCCUGGCCUUCCUCAUCCUCUUCGAGCACGUGGCCUUAUGCAUCAAGCUCAUUGCUGCCUGGUUUGUGCCUGACGUCCCUCAGUCGGUGAAGAACGAAGUCCUGAAGAAGAAGUACCAGAGGCUCUGGCUUAAGAGCUCCAGCCCCAAGAGCACAGACGUGUAGGGGACCCAGAGCUGGCCAGGAGGUGCUGGUGCAUGGAGGCCCAGACUCAGAGCUGCCACCACCACCUCCCACCCCAGCCCUGGCUGUGUGUGUGUGUGUGUGUGUGUGUGUGUGUGUGUGUGUGUGU
Messenger RNA from Hippopotamus amphibius kiboko, 2480 nucleotides. It is a transcript of the gene ANO9, whose product is annotated as anoctamin 9. Gene Ontology annotation, biological process: chloride transmembrane transport. Gene Ontology annotation, cellular component: plasma membrane. The coding region runs from base 110 to 2353 and encodes 747 amino acids. The record is from RefSeq and is a predicted model, not a curated record. Lineage: Eukaryota; Metazoa; Chordata; Mammalia; Artiodactyla; Hippopotamidae. The transcript has 24 exons. Gene Ontology annotation, molecular function: protein dimerization activity; chloride channel activity.